GGCGAGGGAUGCAGCCGCCGGAUGCAUUCGCAAAGUCCCCCGCGGCCGCGUCGCCGGCCGUGCCGCCGGCGGGGCAGCCGCUGGCGGUCGCCGAGGGCAGGCGCUUCCGGGGCACGAUAAAGUCCUUCAACGAGGGCGCCGGCUUCGGCUUCAUCUCAUGUCCUGAGACUAGGGAGCCGCUGCCAGAGCCCGGCCGCGCUCCAGCGCGGCCCGCCCUGCACACUCCAGCCACGGCUUCGAGCAGCGAUAGCGGGGCUGCCGGCGGCGUGUGGCUGUGGGUGCCAGACGAGGAGGCCCGGGUCGAGAAGACCAACGACAGGGUGCAGCGCAGGUGGCGCCACGUGGUGGCGAAGGUGCUGAAGCAGAAGUACCUGAAGGGUUUCUGGUCGGUGCUCGGUGAGUACCUCAAGUACAGGCAGGCCUUAGCCAGCCUGCAGUCAGCGGUGGAGGCGCUGAGGCUUCAGAAUGCACAGUUGACGCAGCAGGCCGAGCAGAUGCAGCAGCAGAAUGUUCAGAUCAGGACGGAGCUCGCUCGGCAGGUCCAGGCUCAGGGAGAUCUACCACGGCUGGCCGAGCAGCUCGGCGAUGCGGUGCAGAAGCUGUCAGAUGAAAGAAAAGAGAAGUCUUCUGCGCCGGCCUUUUCCCUUGUGGACACCAAGGGGCUGGGCAAGCCCUCCAUCUUCAAGAAUGAGGAAGCGAAGUUCCUGGAGUGGUACCGCAAGACGAACGCGUACCUGACGGCAGUCUUCGGAGAGCAGUUCCGCAAGCUGCUGGAGUGGGUGGAGGAUCAGGCGCAGGAGACCACGGUGAUUAGCAUGGAGGUUCUGGAGGCAAGGUUCGGCAGUGACGACGAUGACGAGGAUGAGUUCAUUCCAGACCUCCGCGAGAAGGUCAGCCAACUGUACGUCGCACUCCAGACGCUGACAGAAGGUGAGAGCUUUGCCCUAGUGAUGAACACUCCCAAGGGCAACGGCGCCGAGGCGAUGAGGAAGCUCAUCAGGCGCUGGGACCCAGCUUCGGGAGGCAAGCGCCGCAGUGUUCCUGCCUCCGAUGGGAUCAGCAGCAACAUCAUCAGCGAGGGCGCUCCGCCCUGGCCUCCCAGCGAGAGCGGCGGUGGCAUCCCGCUGAUCCGUGGCGGGCGCAGCGUCAUCGAGGCCUGCCGCCCAGUCACGCUCGGUAGCCUCGCGGCUGCGGUGUCCGAUGCUCGAAAUUUCCCGUGCGAGCUCAGACCGGGGUCCUCGUGA
Messenger RNA from Prorocentrum cordatum, 1244 nucleotides. The record is from the annotation of a GenBank genome assembly. Lineage: Eukaryota; Dinophyceae; Prorocentrales; Prorocentraceae.